AUGGCGGACCCCGUCGGCGUCUCGCUAUCCCAGGACGACCUAUUCGACCAGCUCCCCCCGUCCUCGCAAUCGUUAGCGUCAUCGCCUCCGCCGCCAUCCUCACCUCUCCGCGGCCGCACCAACAAGAUCAGGAAGCCCCCGCCCAUUACCCCUAAGCGUUUCAACAAGUUCUUCACUCCCAGGACAACCAGGAGCGGCACUGGCCGCGGUGCCUCCGGUCGCCAGUUGCGUGACAUCACCCGCAAUGCCGUAAAUCGGAAGAAGGCUACUCCCCGGCGCACAGUCGUCUUCUCCGACGCCAACGUCGCUGCCUCUGAGAACUUCGUCACUCCUAAGCAUGGCUCCGACAAGAAGAGGAAGCUCCUGCCUUCCCCUGAGAGCUCUCCUGUCCAGCCCUCGCCCUCCAAGAAGGCACGGAGUUGCAUCCGUGCAGUCAACUUCGAUAUUGCCGAAGAUGAUGAGGUAGCAUCCGAUGCUGAGACAACCAUUCUAGAGGAGAGCGACGAGGAAGAGGAAGAAGAGGAGGAAGGAGAAGAAGAGGUGGAGGUUUACCGUGAGCCAAUUCGUCGUGCUCCAGUUGCCAGCACCUCUGGUCGACUCCUUACUCGAACGUUCGGUGGUCGGCGUGGUAUAGGGCGCGGCAAGAUGUACGAUCACUGUGGUGACUGGAGGGAUCAGACCGCCAACUUCUACACCAAGCCCGAUGACAUCCAUUCUUUCAGCUCCGAUAUUCCGUUCUGCGCUGCUGCUUGCAACACUAACUCCUUGGUUGCUAUUGGAGACGAGGACGGAACGGUCGCAUUUCUAGAGACGGCAGAUGCUAGCAGUCCACCUUUCGACACCGCGCAUGUUAAGUUCAAACCGCACACCAACGCUGUCAUGGACCUCACUUUUUCCUCGGAUGACCUUCUCCUUGCUACGGCCUCCGGCGAUCAGACCAGCCAUGUUAUCGAUGUAAAGACUCAGCAGAGCGUCUUCAUCCUAGGUGGCUCUACCGGUCACCAAUCAUCUGUGAAGCAGGUCCGCUUCCAGCCUGGUAACGAUGAUGUUGUCGUCAGCUCGGCUCGGGAUGGCACUGUGCAGAUCUGGGACCUCAGGGUCAAUGGGUCCAAGGGCGCCAUUCGGAACCUCAUUGGUUUCGAUGGACAGUCCACUGUUCAAGAGAGCAAUUGCUUAUGCAUUGGCCCGUGGAACUCAAUUACUGGAGCCCACGCUGAGCGCCACAGCGCGGGCAGUGUAGCGUCGCAUACCAACUCAGCACACAGGGACGGCCCUUCGAAGGGCGAGGUUUCCAGCCGUCGGGGUGAUGUAUCUAUUACGGCUAUCUCAUUCCUUAAUUCGCCAGGUCGUGAGCACCUCUUACUCACCGCAUCCGAGGCUUCUACAGCCGUCAAGCUCUGGGAUAUCCGUGGCCGUUACAACCGUCGCGCAGUUCCUAUUGCUACUACCCGUCAACCAGAGUCGCACAGCAAGCAUCGCCACUUCGGAAUCAACUCGCUUUCGCUCAAUGGCAACGGUAGCCGUCUCUAUGCUCUAAGCAGGGACAACACCAUCUAUGCCUACUCGACAAGUCACUUGGUUCUUGGUCAUGCUCCCGAGCUCUUGGCCACCAACAGUGAGAAGAGAAAGUUUGCCAGCCCCGACAAGGAGGGCUUGGGUCCGCUGUAUGGCUUCAGGCACCCCAAGCUUCAUGCGACAAGUUUCUGGGUCAAGACUUCGGUCCGAAAGGCCAAAGGUGAUAGGGAAGAAAUGCUGGCGGUGGGCUCAAGCGACGGCUCUCCGAUUUUGUUCCCGACCGACGAAACCAUGCUGAAGCGCACUGUUGCGCCACCAUCGUCUCGCCCAUCUACCUCGGACUCUACGCUUGCUGGACCUCGCUCGCUUCUUCGCCGCGGCAUGCACUCCUUCCACGCUCGCAUGAACGAUACGAUACCCAUUUACGACCGUGGAACGCCUCUUGUGCGGGGCCACGCGAAGGAAGUCACAGGUCUGACCUGGACCAGUGAAGGCGAGCUAGUCACAAUUGGGGAUGAUUACACUGCAAGGUGCUGGCGCGAGAACCGUGCAGCUGCUAGGGACCUCAGGAUUGGCGGAGAAGUUGAGGGCAGGAGGUGGGGCUGUGGUUGGGCCGAUGUUGGCGGUGAUUACGACGAUGACGAAUGA
Molecule: messenger RNA, 2163 nt
Organism: Diplodia corticola
Lineage: Eukaryota; Fungi; Ascomycota; Dothideomycetes; Botryosphaeriales; Botryosphaeriaceae
Product: wd domain protein
Exons: 3
Coding region: 1-2163 (720 amino acids)
Biological process (GO): proteasome-mediated ubiquitin-dependent protein catabolic process
Cellular component (GO): nucleus
Molecular function (GO): protein binding; protein-macromolecule adaptor activity
Source: RefSeq, a predicted model, not a curated record